AUGAAGUCAGUUAAUAUGAAACAAAUUUUUAUAUUAUUCUUUAUUAUUUAUUUCACAGACAGCGAAAAAUUAACUGCUAAUAAUCAUGCAUUCCUAUUCGAUCCACCAAGUUUAACAGUAGCCGUUGGUCAUAAUGUAUCAACUACUAUUCAACUAGUAUCAGAACAAGAUGAACCAACAAAUGUAGCAUUUGUUUAUGGUAAUGAUCGAUUAUCAUCAACAGAUUAUAUUGAACCACUUAAGCCAGUGAAUUUUCCUCGACAUACCCCGCAUCAGAUUGUUUUACAGAUAACUGGUCUCCGUCCAGGACAUUUAAUUGUUGGUUGUAAUGCAACACCUUCAUUAAAUACAAAUUUAACUGAACGUGAUUUUCUUCGUAUUGAUAUUGCACGAAGUAUAAAACUUAAUCGUCUUAUUAGUACAGUUGGUUGGCUUUAUUUUUUUGCUUGGUCUUGUUCAUUUUAUCCACAAAUCGUUUUAAAUUUUCGACGACAAAGUGUUGUUGGUCUUAAUUUUGAUUUUUUGGCAUUAAAUUUAUGUGGAUUCUUUUGUUAUUCAAUUUAUAAUAUUGCACUUUAUUCAUGGCGAGAUGUUCAGGAUGGUUAUAUGAAAUCACAUCCACAUGGUAUUAUUCCCGUAUUAAUAAAUGAUGUUGUAUUCGGUUUACAUGGUUUCAUUGCAGCACUUAUAACUAUAUUUCAAUGUCUCUUUUUUGAACGUUCGACACAACGUGUUUCAUAUACAACAUCAAUAUUAUUAUUUGUAUUUAUUUUAUUUUUAUCUAUAACAACAAUUAUAACAUCAGUUGGUCGUAUGGAUUUACUUCUAUUAAUUUAUUUCUAUUCAUAUGUAAAAUUAAUAAUAUCAUGUAUAAAAUAUGUUCCACAAGUUGUAAUGAAUUAUCGUCGUAAAUCAACAGAAGGAUGGUCUAUUGGAAAUAUUGUAUUAGAUUUUAUCGGAAGUAUACUUAGUCUCAUACAAAUGUUUUUACUUGCUAUUAAUUAUAAUGAUUGGUCAUCACUAUUUGGUUCUGUAACGAAAUUGGGUCUUGGAGUUGUUUCUAUUGGGUUUGAUCUCAUAUUUAUUGUUCAACAUUAUAUUUUGUAUAAACAUAAUAAACAACAAGAAGAUGGAUACCAAAUAAUAGAUAAUAAUCAAGAAACUACACUUAAUACAUGA
This is a messenger RNA of Adineta steineri, 1179 nucleotides long. The record is from the annotation of a GenBank genome assembly. Lineage: Eukaryota; Metazoa; Rotifera; Eurotatoria; Adinetida; Adinetidae.